AUGUAAAAAACAUUAUUAAUAGCAGGAUUGACACUCCUUUUGAGCACAAUUGGUUAUAUUCAUCAUCAAUAACCAACUAACUUAUUACAAGCUGAAUUUGAAGCAUUCAAAACUACAUAUAAGAGAUCAUAUAAAGUCACAGAAGAAGCUUAUAGAAGAGCUAUUUUUGAAUAAAAUUAUGCUAAAAUAUAAGCUCACAAUGCUGAUCCAACCUAAACAUAUGAAUAAGGUGUCAAUUAAUUCACUGAUUUGACAUAAGAAGAAUUUAUAUCCAUCUACUUAACUUUCACCCCACCUGAAGGAUGGUAACCAGAAGAAGGAGAAGUUGUAUAAGAAAAUGUUGAACCAAAUGACUCAGCUGAUUGGAGAUCAGUUGUCCGUGUUAAGGAUUAAGGUGGCUGUGGUUCAUGCUGGGCAUUUUCUGCUGUUGGUGCUGUUGAAGCUUUCUUGAGAGUCGUAAAAGGAUAAAAUCUCAAUUUAUCUGAAUAAUAAUUAGUUGAUUGUGAUACUAGCAGUUAAGGAUGUAAUGGAGGAUAUCCAGAUAAAGCUAUUUCUUAUAUUGCCAGAAAUGGUGCUGAAUCAUAAGCUAACUAUCCAUAUGUAGGAAGAGAUUAGGCUUGUAAAUCUAAAACAGGUCCAACUAAAGUUACUGGAAACUAAGCAAUUGCUAGAACUGGUUUAUAAGCUGCAAUUAAAUCAUAUCCAAUUUCAGUUUGUGUCGAUGCCUCAAAUUGGAGUCCAUAUAAGUCAGGAAAAUUCUCUAACUGCAAUAAGAAUAUCAAUCAUGCAGUUAUGGCUGUUGGUUUUGAAACUGAUGGUACUUGGCUUAUCAAGAAUUCAUGGGGAACUGGAUGGGGAUAAUCAGGAUUUAUGGAAUUAGUAGGAGGAGACACUUGUGGUGUUACUCAAAUGGCAAACAAAGCUUAUUGAGAUAAUAUUUACAUAAAAAUUUAAAUAAUAUU
Paramecium sonneborni is the source of this 962-nucleotide messenger RNA. The record is from the annotation of a GenBank genome assembly. Lineage: Eukaryota; Ciliophora; Oligohymenophorea; Peniculida; Parameciidae.